This is a messenger RNA of Bolinopsis microptera, 1023 nucleotides long. RefSeq names its product rhodopsin, GQ-coupled-like. The coding region runs from base 1 to 1023 and encodes 340 amino acids. Gene Ontology annotation, biological process: G protein-coupled receptor signaling pathway. The transcript has 8 exons. Gene Ontology annotation, molecular function: G protein-coupled receptor activity. NCBI's taxonomy places the organism in Eukaryota, Metazoa, Ctenophora, Tentaculata, Lobata, Bolinopsidae. The record is from RefSeq and is a predicted model, not a curated record. Gene Ontology annotation, cellular component: membrane.
AUGGCUCUUGGAUCCAGUAUGUCUGUGUUCGCGGUGGUGGCUGUAUUGGGUAAUGCUCUUUUUUGGUUUGCUCUUCUCUAUGACAAACGGGCACUAGGUAUAAGCAACGCUUUCCUAAUGAACCUAAGCGUGUCAGACUUUGUGGUAGGAGUGUGGAACAUGCCUAUAACUGUAAUAUCUGUGGCGGCUAACAAGUGGUUGCUGGGUAAAACCCUCUGCAACUUCUCAGCGUUUGUGGACAACACAAUGUUACUGAUCAGCGUAUGGACAGUGGCUUGUUCCUCUUUAGACAAGUUCUACAUGGUCCAGUACCCGCUACAUUACCACCGCAACAUUACCUGGGCUAGAGUCACUAAACUUAUAGUUGGUAUCUGGGUGGUAGCAGGGCUGUGCAACUCUCCACCUCUCUUCAGCUACCAGGGACUAGAAUUCAACUAUUCGACCUGGUCCUACAGUUGUGGACUCAUCUGCCCUCAGGAACUUUACGGACAGGCUUUAGUAAAAGCACUAGAAUCCUCUAGUCACCGCAGAAACACGGUUAGUGACUGCAACAAAGUCCGUGUUGACCUGGAAAUACCCAGAACAUCUCCCAACUCCACCUCUAACCUGGUCCAGAAAAACUGUGCACGUGCAAACGAGAAGACUGCACGUGCAAGUGUCAUGAUGUCCUGCCUAGUUCCAAUAACAGUAGUUGGGUUUCUGCACUUUAUUGACGGCUCUCUCAUUACCAUUGGACCAGAAUUUGUUAUAGCGUUCCACUGGUUACUGCUCAGUGGGAGUGCCGUGAAUCCGGUACUUUACGGCAUCGUGAACCCUUUCUUCAGAAGAGCUUACCUCAAGUUAAUCCUUAUCAUCAAGUCUAAAGUUUGGUCUUCAAUAAUCCAGCCAAUAACCAGCACACUGGGUUGCAAAGUCACCAUGACAACCACUGAAUCUGACAACAGUAACAACAACAGUAGCAGCCGACAUCCCAAAUCUGUGGGAGAGAACCUUGCCACUAACUCAUCUGGUAACCAGAAGUAA